Messenger RNA from Sugiyamaella lignohabitans, 1590 nucleotides. RefSeq names its product Sok2p (gene SOK2). Gene Ontology annotation, biological process: positive regulation of transcription by RNA polymerase II. The coding region runs from base 1 to 1590 and encodes 529 amino acids. Gene Ontology annotation, molecular function: sequence-specific DNA binding; DNA-binding transcription factor activity. The transcript has a single exon. Gene Ontology annotation, cellular component: nucleus. Lineage: Eukaryota; Fungi; Ascomycota; Dipodascomycetes; Dipodascales; Trichomonascaceae. The record is from RefSeq and is a predicted model, not a curated record.
AUGACUUCUUACUCGCAGUACCCCCAGUACGCCCAACCUCAGGGUCAAGCUCAAGCUGGCGCUGCCAACUUUUACUAUGGUAACUCUUACCAACACCCCCAGGCUCAACAGUACUACUAUGGCGGUAACCCCAGUGCCCCAGCUACUGGCUCUAGUUCUGCCAACGGUUCCGUUACUGGAUCUCCUGCUACCAACACUGCUGGUGUAACUGCCACUGGAACCGAGUCUGCAGCUGCUGGUUCCGAUAUUGCUGCCACUUACCAACAACAAGGUUACUAUGGCACUCCCUUGUACCAACAAGGAACCACUGGAUCGACCACUGGUCAAUCCACCACCCCUUCUUCUAACCAACCCCACCACCAACACCUCCACCAUCACAUUCAACAACAACAGCAACAAUCACAACAAAUCCAAGCUCAAACCCCUUACUAUAACCAAUAUCCCCCAUACAUGCAACAAACGCACCAAGGAACUGCUGCUAAUGCUCAGUAUGGAAACCACAGCUUGCAAUCACAACACUCGUUGGUUGCUCAACAACACCCACAACAACAGCAACACUCGUCUCCACAAGUGGCUCAAACCCACCAACAACCUGCUGUUAUCACUGACCCUACAGGACAAACUGCUCCUCCCGGUUCCAAGCCCAAGGUCACCACCACUUUGUGGGAAGACGAGGGUACUCUGUGUUUCCAAGUCGAGGCAAAGGGUAUCUGUGUUGCUCGUAGAGAGGACAACGAUAUGAUUAACGGUACUAAAUUGUUGAAUGUUGCUGGUAUGACCAGAGGCCGUAGAGAUGGUAUCUUAAAGGGAGAGAAGAACAGACACGUUGUCAAGGCCGGAGCCAUGCACUUGAAGGGUGUAUGGAUUCCUUAUGAACGUGCUUUGGACUUUGCCAAUAAAGAAAAGAUCAUUGACUUGUUAUACCCUUUAUUUGUCACUGAUAUCAAGGGUGUUUUGUACCACCCCGCUAACUAUGCUCGUACUGCCCAAGUCAUUUCUGCUGCUGCUCAACGUCGUAAAGAUUUGGCUGAUGCUGCUGCUGCCAACUCGGGCUCUGGCAGUCCUACCGGCUCUUCUGCUGGUGCCAAUGGUAAUGGUAUCACUGGAGCCAACCCUGGUGGCGUGCAAUCAUCGCAAUCUUACUACUACCAAGACGGCCGUAAGGAGAUGUCGUCAGGAUCUCCCACCGGAGCCAACCGCAAGCUUCCUCAGCUUCCUAACCCACCUUCAUCGGCUUCUCCUUCAGUGAUCCAGGGUGUUCAGAACCAAUCUGCCACUGGAUCUGGAAACAACGACAGUUACUCGACUGCUCCUAACUCUCGUGUUCCUACUCCUAACAGCAACGCCUUUGCCAACGGCCAACAAACCCAAGCUGCUGGUCAACAGACCGGAACUAACGAAUAUGCCGGAUCCACUACUCCCUUGACCGACUCGGUUCCCCACACCCCCUCAUCGGCCAACCUGAUCCACAAGACCGGACAAAACCAGGUCUCCACUGAGGACGACAAAACCCAGGCCGCCGCUUCGGCCAACAACUCGUCCAACCCAUCUCCCAAGAUCUACGGAGACGACGCCCUCAAGCAGGAGUAA